Molecule: messenger RNA, 1590 nt
Organism: Trichobilharzia regenti
Lineage: Eukaryota; Metazoa; Platyhelminthes; Trematoda; Strigeidida; Schistosomatidae
Source: the annotation of a GenBank genome assembly
AUGCAAAGUAGUAGUUUACAUGAGGAUGAUAUGAAAUAUGAGACUUCAAUUACUAAAAAUUCUAAGAAAGGUGAUUUCGUUUAUAUUCGUAUGAACACGCCAUCCCAACUGGAAAAUGAAUAUGAAGUUGGCCCAGUGCUUGGUGAAGGUAGUUUCGGUGUUGUUUAUCAAGGCCUAAGAAAAGCUGAUGGCAUGAAAUGUGCAAUCAAAAAGAUUUCACGUGAAAAUUCCUCAACAAGUGAACGUGCUCGACUGGAUCGUGAAAUUUCUAUUCUACGGCAUGUUAGACAUCCUGGAAUCAUUCAAAUAUUAGCUGUAGCUGAAUCUCCAAAAAUUAUUUUCUUAAUCACUGAAUUAUGUGAAGGGAAUUCAUUAGAUUAUUGCAUUAAACAAUUACCAGAAAGAUCUGGAUUACAUGAGUAUAUUGUAGCAGCUAUUGUAAGACAAGUAGCUUCAGCAUUAUCCUAUCUUCAUAAUCGAGGUAUUGUACAUAGAGACUUAAAACCUGGUAAUAUUAUGUUAUUAAACAAAGUUGAACUGGACUAUAGAAAUGUACCUCCGGUGAAUUAUAAAUAUUCUCCUAAACACCAUAUUAAUAAUAAAAUUAUUUCAGAUUCUUAUAUUAAAAAUGAUAAAACAAAAUUUGAACAUAUGGAGAUUGAUAAUGAUACAUUUUCAAAUCCUGGAAAAUUAGUCAUGCCUACAAUCACAACAACUAGUAGUUCUGUUCGAAAUAAAACAAUAAAAUCUACAAAAAGAGUAUCCAUUCACUCAGUCCAAGAUUCCUCAUCUCUAGACAAAGAUGAAAAAACAAGUGUUAGUUGUAAAUCUUUCCCAAUGAAUAGAACAUUUAAAACAAAUGGUAAAAUUGUUGAAUGUGAAAUGAAAUAUCCUCCAAGAAAAUUACAAACAAAGUUAAUCGAUUUUGGUUUAGCUGUCGAAGUACGUAAAAAUGAAGAAGCCUUAGCUAACCCAUGUGGUACACCACUUUAUAUGGCACCAGAAGUUUUAAAUGGUCGAUCAUAUACACGUCAAUGUGAUUUAUGGAGUUUAGGUAUAUUGAUGUUUAUUUUAUUAACAGAUCAAUCACCGUUUAAUGCUCAUAAUGAAGAACAAUUAAUAAAGGAAUUAAAUCAUCUUGAUAUACAUGAGAAAAUACAAUCAUUGGAUUAUUUAACACCAUUAUGUCAAGAAUGUUUAAUACGUCUACUGACUAUUGAUCCAGCCUAUCGAUCUUCUGCCAAUGAAUUGUUACUUGAUCCAUGGCUUUCAUAUUAUCCAGUGUAUAGUAAUUUCGACGAAAUUAUUGAUACUGCAGAUAACAGUACACGAACAUCAAAUGACACAUCACGACAACAACAUCAAGAUGUACAUAGUAGACUUAGUUUGACAACAUUACAUUCAUUAGUUGAUUUUUCUAAAGGAUCAGUUUCAGUAAGUAUGUCUAGACCUUCAUCAUUUACGCGUUUUCAACCAGUGGGUACUUAUUCUACAACUAAUGUGCUUGAAUUAAUGAAACAGUAUCAUAAAGAAUUAAAUGAUUGUAAACAAGAAAAUGAACAUUCGUCUGAAAGUGAAAAGAUGACUUAA